AAGCAAGUAGCCGAGAAAACCAGCCACGGAGACCAUCAUAUCAUCCAACCAAGUUAUUUUAUUUGUAUUUCCAUUUCUUUCAUCCUUUGAUGGGAAAAUUAAUUUUGGUGUCUUCUUCCUCCUAAUGUUCAACUCAAAACACAUUCAAAAGGAGUAGACUUGUCUUCCCGAUUUAUCUGCUUCUCCUCCGCUGAGCUCAGUCGAAAAGAUUACUGUGUUCCUCAGAGAUGUCAUUUUGCGUGGGAAGUUUCUGCUCAUCCACGGAUCUGCUUUUGUACUGAUAUGGCAUUCCUCGAAGUCUCACGUUGCUGGUUUGCUUAACCUUGAUGGAAAGGAAUCUGGGCAAGGCUGUGAUGGAUCAAAAGAACUACGAGCAAGCUCGAUAUAGUAAUGCCGAGACUAGAAAUGAGGGACCUAGUUCCACCAGCCAAAGGUUUUUGCACGACCCAUCGACCAACAUUAACACUAACUUGCGCCCUCCUGAUUAUAAUGUGUCAAUAAGAGCCAGACCUGUACUGAAUUACUCCAUCCAGACGGGUGAGGAGUUUGCCCUGGAAUUUAUGCGGGAGAGGGUGAAUCCCCAGCAGCACUUCCUUCCAAAUUCAAAUGGAGAUCCUAGUGGCGGAUCUGGCUACAUGGAUUUGAAGGGUAUGCUUGGAAUGUCUAAUGCGGGGUCAGAAAUUGGGUCAGAUAUCGCAAUGAUCAACAGUGUGGAAAAAGGGCGAACCCAGGACUUCGAAAGGAAGGUUGUUCCCCCACAGGAGCACGAUUCCGUGCGAUCAGUGCCAAGAACCUCAUCAAGAAAUGACACUAGGCGAGAAAAUCAGGGUUAUACUUCGUCAAGGCCAUCAGAUAGUUCAUCUGUUAAGGUGAAGUUUCUCUGCAGCUUCGGUGGUACCAUCUUGCCCCGUCCAAGUGAUGGAAAGCUUAGAUAUGUUGGAGGUGAAACACGCAUAAUACGGAUAAGCAAGGAUAUUUCUUGGCAAGAGCUAGUGCGGAAGACUUUGGCCAUUUGCAACCAACCUCACACGAUAAAGUACCAGCUUCCAGGUGAAGAUCUUGAUGCACUGGUUUCAGUGUCAUGUGAUGAGGAUCUUCAGAACAUGAUGGAGGAAUGUAGUGUACUAGAUGACGGAGGUUCACAGAAACCCAGGAUGUUUAUAUUUUCCAGCAAUGACCUGGAGGAUGGAACAUGUGGACUGGGAAGUGUGGACUGUGAUUCUGAGAUACAAUAUGUUGUUGCUGUGAACGGUAUGGAUUUUGGUUCAAGGAAAAGCUCCAUCAAUUUAGCGAGUGCAUCUGGAAACAACUUGGAUGAGUUGCUUAGUCUCAAUAUUGAAAGGGAGAAUAGUCGAGUUGCAGCCGAAACAUCCAUUGCUACCAUAUUGCCUUUGGCAGUUACACAGACUCCUUCGACUAUUCAAUCUUCUCAACCGGGGACUUUAACUUCAUCCAUCCCUUCUUCACAACCUUAUCAGGGACUUAAUACGCAUCAUUUGGAUGCCGGCCAGUACCCAAUAAAUUCAACUCGACCUGCGGGGAGCUUGCAACAACUGGAUGGAAAGGGUUCUAACACCUCUAAUGCAAAGAAAUAUGCUAUUGUUACCGACCCUUCUGGCUAUGGAACAUCUGGAGAGACUUUGAUGCCUGCGCCUCUCCUUGGGCAUCCUUCUCAAAAAGGUGGUUUGGCUGAGGAGACGAUACAGGGUGGCGCUCGUGUGCAAAAUGCAGAAGCAUCUAUCAAGGAUAGCAAACUGAGAAGAGAUAGCUCUAGCCAGAAGAUACACGAGUUAGAUAAAAUACAAAAUAUGGAUAAAGAUGCACAAAAGGAGCUGAAGAUGAAACGUGAUGGCUCACUCCAUAAGGUAAAUGAAGCUGUGUCUAUACCAAAUAAUGUUCAGAAAGAGGAAGCUGCAGUCUCCAAUCCUACAACAGAUGUAGGUUUGCUUGUCUUACCUACAAAAAGUAAUUCAAGACCUCAGGAAGGUGUACUAAAUCCUAAGAAUUUGGUUGAAGGAAAGAAGAAUGCAGGGGAUGAUCGAUUUUCAUCUGGUGGUUCCUUUGCCCCUCAGUCUGAGGCUGAUCUGACAGACUUUAGCUACCCUGAACAGCCUGUGGUUCCUCAACCAGUCUUUCACUCAGAGCGAUUUCCCAGAGAGCAGGCAGAAUUACAUCGCCUGUCAAAAUCUGAAGAUUCAUUUGAUCCACAGGUUCUAAUGAAUCAGGCACGUUCUGGUGUUUCUCAACUAGUCAAUGAAUCAAUUGAUAAGUUACAUGAUUCACCAGCAAAUCUCCUGACUGAACAGUCCCUCCCAUCUGCAAAAGGGCAUCACGUACAUCCUCAGACCAUUGAGGAUGGAUUGGCUCGGUUUGAGAAGUACAAGGAAUUGGCUGAUAAUAUGAGUAAACCCAGUUCUCAUGUUCCCCAAGUGAAGGAGUCAAAGUUGCAGAAGUCUGACUCUAGGCAUGUGUUGUUUAAUAGCACUGACAAUUCAGAAACUGCACAGACGAAAGCCAAAAAGGAAGGUUCGGGAUUGAUGCAUUCAGCCGCUAGUGAGAUUCCAGGACCUUCCAGCAAGCACCUGGAGAGUUCUGCUAUAAGGUCAUCAGAAUUUGAUCAGUCUGAGAUAGCCAGCAAUAAGAAUAUUGGCAGCAGUGCCAAGGGACACAUGCAGCUGCCCAAACAACAGAUAGAGAACCCAGGGGGAGCUGUUUCUAUUGUGAAGUCUGCUAUCAUUGGUACUCCUGAGCAGAUAACUAUUGAUAUCAAUGAGCGUUUUUCUCGUGAUUUUUUAUCUGAUAUAUUUUCACAAGCCAAGAUCCAUGAAAACAGCUCUACCAUUGGCCCAAUGCAUGUUGAUGGAGCUGGGUUGAGUUUGAACAUGGAGAAUCUUGACCCAAAACGAUGGUCAUACUUUCGCAACUUGGCGCAGAAUCAAUUUGUGAGGAAGGAUGUAUCGCUUAUGGAUCAAGAUCAUCCUGGUUUUCCCCCCUCUAUGACAACUGUUGAAGGGAGCACGCCUCUUGAUUACAGCUAUCCACCUUUUAAAUCUGAUGGCAUUUCCGUGUCGAAAACGGACUCGCCCAUUAACUUUGAUGAAGACAUCCAACAACAGAGAUCCGGUGUGGCUGGGACUCAAACACUGGACUAUAGCCAUUCUCAGUUGAAAGCCCAGGAGAGCGUACAGUUGGAUGGAAUCAACUCGAGGAUUCCAGAAUCUGCAUAUGAGGUACUCUUUCUGUUGCAUGUCAUAAUCUGCAUAUCAUUGAUCAUAAUGCUAAUAUGUGCAUAUCUGUUCAAAUAUACUGUCGCUGUCAGGAUGGAAAGUCAGAUGUUAAUAAUACUGCUGGACUACUUCUUGAUAUUUCUCUUGGAGAUUUUGACAUCAGUACGCUACAGUUGUGCUUCACAUACAAGGAAACUUCGUUUACAUAUAAUUAAAAAUGAAGAUCUAGAAGAGUUGAGGGAAUUGGGUUCAGGAACUUUUGGGACAGUCUAUCAUGGAAAGUGGAGGGGAUCAGAUGUUGCCAUUAAGCGAAUAAAAAAGAGCUGUUUCACUGGCCGGUCAUCAGAGCAAGAAAGGCUGACAAUAGAGUUCUGGCGAGAAGCAGAUAUUCUGUCAAAACUUCAUCACCCCAAUGUCGUGGCAUUUUAUGGGGUGGUGCAGGAUGGACCAGGUGGAACAAUGGCCACUGUGACAGAGUACAUGGUGAAUGGCUCUCUUAGACACGUUCUGCUGAGCAAGGAGAGGCAUCUUGAUCGUCGUAAGAGGCUCAUUAUCGCUAUGGAUGCUGCAUUUGGAAUGGAAUACCUGCAUUCAAAGAACAUCGUGCACUUUGAUUUGAAAUGUGAUAACUUGCUUGUCAACUUGAAAGAUCCCCUGAGACCCAUUUGCAAGGUAGGUGACUUUGGUUUGUCGAAAAUCAAAAGGAACACCUUAGUUACUGGUGGUGUGAGGGGAACACUCCCGUGGAUGGCCCCAGAACUGCUGAAUGGGAGCAGCAGUAAAGUUUCUGAAAAGGUUGAUGUAUUUUCCUUUGGUAUUGUGCUGUGGGAAAUUCUUACCGGCGAGGAACCUUAUGCCAAUAUGCAUUAUGGAGCAAUUAUAGGAGGCAUUGUCAAUAACACACUGAGGCCUCCCGUACCAGGCUUCUGCGACCCAGAAUGGAAGUUGCUAAUGGAGCAAUGCUGGGCACCUGAUCCUUUGGCACGCCCAGCGUUCACCGAAAUUGCCAGACGAUUGCGUGUUAUGUCUGCCGCAGCAUCUCAAACCAGACAACAGAAUCAUCAGCCUCAGAACCAGGCACAUAAGUAGGGUGCUGUGCCUGCCCUUCCCUUGGUGGUGGGUCUAUUGUCAUCGUUGUGAUGGUAAAAGAAAGAGUUGGUUCACUUGUUUAACCAUCUUGUGUCUAUAGUAUGAGCCAGGAUCGAUAAGGGGCGCCCUUGCCCGCCAAUUGUAAGGGUUGAAAAAAGAAAGGAGAGAUAUAUAAGAGAUUGGUAUAUGUGUGCAGAGAACUACUAUUUUUUUCUUGUCGAUAGGUAAUACUGAACUGCCUAAACAGUUGGAAUUGGUUUGUACAGCAGGGAGAAUUCUGGGAACUCGUUUGUUCAUAAGGGGGGUCUUUUAUAUGUAAUUUUUUUGUUGGUGUGAGUGUGUGAUCAUAAAGUUUAUAAACACGUCUUCUGUCAUUCUCAAAGCUUAUUAUUUUUCAAUUUUGAGUUGAGUUCAUACAGUUGAUGUACUCAAUGAUCAUACUCUUAUUUUUUCUUGGGGUAGAAAAUGAUCAUACUUUUAUU
This is a messenger RNA of Linum tenue, 4798 nucleotides long. NCBI's taxonomy places the organism in Eukaryota, Viridiplantae, Streptophyta, Magnoliopsida, Malpighiales, Linaceae. The record is from the annotation of a GenBank genome assembly.